This is a messenger RNA of Kockovaella imperatae, 1212 nucleotides long. RefSeq lists its product as hypothetical. Gene Ontology annotation, biological process: regulation of DNA-templated transcription. Gene Ontology annotation, cellular component: nucleus. Bases 33 to 1106 code for a protein of 357 amino acids. The record is from RefSeq and is a predicted model, not a curated record. NCBI's taxonomy places the organism in Eukaryota, Fungi, Basidiomycota, Tremellomycetes, Tremellales, Cuniculitremaceae. The transcript is spliced from 5 exons.
AAUUUCAGAGUAAGUGAAGGAUUACGACCAACAUGUCAAGCAGCAGCAUUACACUGCAUGUAACGCCGACGUUCAACUCUGAAGAAGCUGCACAGGCCGCAGCCGAGUUCGUUUCGUCCCUCGAUAAUCUGCCUGGAGAGGUAGCGUUCUUACUGGAGGAGAUCAAGGAGAAGGAACACCGCAUAAAUCAGCUCAUUGGCAGAAUCAGCUCACGGCACACUGGUCUAGUCAAGCCUUUACGAAACAUCUAUACUCAUGGAUCUGCCAAUCUACCGCCGACUUCAGAUGAUGAUUUCAGCUUGCCUAUACCGCCUGGCGACCCCAUCCCGACUGCUCACUUAAAUACGAAGGACCAACAGGCCAUUACGAAGAUUCAGAAUGAGUGGGGUAAAAUUGAAGUUUUACAGGAGGAGAAAUGCCGACUAGCUGAUCGGUUGGAGAAGAUCGUCUCGCGGGCGAGGGAGAGAGGAAGGCAUGAAUGGUUGAAGGUUGGCGGAAUGGAUCUUGAAGAAGUGGAGAAGGAUGAAAAGAUGGGCAUGGUCAGCCUGGGAGAAUUUGGAGGUGGUGACUUGCUUCUGCCGCCGAGUGGACUUGGUAGCGGCACAGAUGGUCGUCCGCCUAAAAAACGGAAGCCGAACGCUCUUCCAUUGCCUUUACCAUCCAACCCAUUCCCAUCACAGUCCACUCCGAUCAUUCACCCACCAUCACAUUCCGCAAUGCUUCCUCCUUCUCUGCCUCAUUCUUCUCGCCCGUCUUUGACAGGUCGAGGAUCCCGACACGCUCGACACAUCUCCACGUCCACUUUGUCCGAAGACCCAGAUGUGGAUGGUGAUGGUGAGAUGGACGUGGAGAUGGGAGACGAAGGUGGAGGUGAUGGCGAGGCAGAUGACACGUUAUACUGUAUCUGUCAUCAAAAGAGUUUCGGGGAGAUGAUUGGAUGUGACAAUGAGGAAUGUGAAUACGAAUGGUUCCACGUCGGUUGUGUCAACAUGAGUGGACCUGCGCCGGAUACUUGGUACUGCCCAUCUUGCGUCAAGACGCUGGGGCUUGCAUCUAGCGAUGGCAAAAUGGCAGGGUCUAGAGAUAAGAAGGGACGAAAGAAAUGAUUUUGGAGACACUCUUUCUGCUGUAUCUUCGAUAGUUGCGUUGUAAUUGUCUGUUCACCUAAGUAUGCCUGUACGUAUAUGGUAACCAUGCAAGAUUCUUGAUCAA